AUGGAAAACUAUACCAUGGAGUUACUUGACUUGCCGCUGACAACAGAAUUUGACUACAGCGAUUCAGCACCAUGCAUGGGAACUGAGGAAAAGCACUUUGCAGCAAAACUUUUGCCACCGCUUUAUUCUUUGGUGGUGAUAUUUGGCCUCAUAGGCAACAUGCUCGUUAUCCUUAUCCUGGUAAAAUACAAGAGAUUGAAGAGUAUGACUGACAUCUACCUGCUCAAUUUGGCAAUUUCUGAUUUGCUGUUUGUAUUUUCUCUCCCUUUUUGGGCUUAUUACGCUGUUUAUGACUGGAUUUUUGGGGAGGCACUGUGUAGAAUUCUCUCAGGUGUCUACCUCCUUGGCUUCUACAGUGGGAUCUUUUUCAUAAUCCUCUUGACCCUAGACAGGUAUCUGGCCAUAGUGCACGCAGUGUUUGCGUUAAAAGCUAGGACAGUUACCUACGGCAUCCUCACCAGCGCUGUCACUUGGGCUGUUGCUAUUUUUGCUUCUGUUCCUGGGAUAGUAUUUCACAAAACUCAAAAGGAAAAUGCACGUUAUACUUGCAGUGCUCAUUAUCCAAGCGAUUCGACAAUAAAUUGGAAGUAUUCCUAUACUUUAAAGAUGAACAUUCUGGGACUUAUUGUUCCAAUGCUUAUUAUGAUUUUCAGUUACUCACAAAUUCUAAAAACAUUACUGAGAUGCAAGAAUGAGAAAAAACAGAAGGCAGUCAGACUUAUUUUUGUGAUCAUGAUUUUUUACUUCAUCUUCUGGACACCAUUCCAUAUUUCUUCUUUUUUGCAUACUUUUCAAAGUUCACUUUUUGACCCUAAUUGUGAAAUCAAAGGUCAACUGGAGAAAGCAAUCCAAGUGACAGAAACAAUAUCAAUGAUUCAUUGUUGUAUCAAUCCUGUGAUCUACGCAUUCGUUGGAGAAAAAUUUAGGAAAUAUCUUUAUGCCUUUUUCCGAAAGCACGUUGCAGCCCACCUCUGCAAAAAAUGUCCAAAUCUUUAUCGUGAAAAAUCAGAAAGAAUUAGUUCCACAUUCACACCAUCCACUGCAGAGCAUGACAUCUCUACUGGACUGUAAAAAUAUAUAAAAACAUUAGUUAGUAAAUGUUGCAUCAUGCGCUUUGCCUUAAGGACUGCUUGACAUUAUUUAAGAUCUUUAUGUCAACCACUACUGAAAACUGUAUAUGCCUCAAUUCUUGUGGUUAACUGUUCCCUGGGGUUACAGCAUUUUCCAUUCUUAAACUAAGAGAAUCUGUGAGUUCUCCAGGAAACAUUAACACCAUAGCUGGAUCACAUCGACAUUUGAAUGGGGCCCAGAAUAGUAUGAUUCUGUUUCUUGACCCAAAUUCUAUCCAGUGAAUGAAUGCUAGUGAGAUUUACCUGGGAGGAAUACAAUAUUGAAGAGACCAAGGAGUCAUAUGUCAUCUCACAAGAGCCAUUUACUGUUAUGUGAACAUUUUAAGACAAACACUGGGAGGAAGCUUUGAGGAUUGAUGUCACUUCCAAAAGGUGUUCCAUUAACGUUGAAUACUAAACAGGCACAUCAAUCCUCAAUGCUUCCUCCCAAUGGUCAGGCAUUUGGUGGGGGGUGUGUAUGUUUAGUUUUCUUUACUUUUUUCCCCCUACCCCUUAUUUUCCCUACAUUAAUAAAAGAUGUUUCCAUAAAAAGGAAUUUGUGGAUGACUAUGAGAUAUAUCAACAUAAUAUCUCUCCUCUGAUGGGAGAAUUGACUGAUCUUUAUCUUACCGGGCCAUUUAAUCCAAGAAUUUAUCUGUUAUCUAAUAGUGUAGUCAUUUUUAAACAUAAUCCUUUUGACUAUAGGCUAAGUUAUACUAUUUUGAGUUUAGUUCUUUAAGUCUAUGCCUGCCAUAUCACUGUUCCGUUGCUAACAUUUUCCAAAGUGGGAUUUUGAUGGGUGACAUUGUGAUCUUUGUGGGUGCAAUUUUGCAAGUAACUGCACAUACCAAGUCUACUAACUGCACAAGACAAUGUUCCCAAAAACAUGAGCUUGUUUCUGACAAAUUAUAUCCCGCCAAGGAAAAUGGCACUUAACCAAUAAAAGCACAUCAGCAAAGAUCUGCAAGGCCAGAAUGAAAAUUACACUGGUAUUCAGUAUGCAAGAUUCUGUAUGAAAAAAAAUAUCAGGACUCUCUAAAAGAUUUUGGAGACUAUCAGCACAGUAUGGAGCAGAGGCCUCCUUAGUUCUGGACAGGUAAAUUGUGUGUGUAGAGGAAGACUUUACAUGUCAAAGGCAGUAAGUGUGUCAGGCUAGGCUCCUGCAUGAGAAAAACAUGCUCUUCACAUAUACAGUAAGUCUGAUGUUUGGGAUACACUUCUAGGCAGACAGUAGCCUUGGAACUGUAAAGGUAGCCACCUGCAGAGGAGACAUACCCACUUUGUCUUCCCAGGAGAAGAGUGCCCAUAGCCAGCUGAUGCCUCAAUCAGAACUGCAUGCUAAUUGAAGACUCGAGACUGUUACUCUACUGGUGUCACAUGGCCAUACAUUUAUGCCAUUAUUAGGAGUUUCCCUGUAAAAGGGAAUUCUAGGUGGUAUUCUAGGGAUGGUAUUCUAGGGAUGUGAUGUUAGCAAAGAAGAGGAGGGAGGGGCAUAAUGGAGAACUUCUUGCUUCAAACUGUAAGGAAGUGCAGGUGAGCAUUCCUUAUGCAAGUGAACUGUCCUUCUGCUUUUUUUCCCAUUUACUUCAAAGGGCACUGCUCAUGCCUGUAAAGCCUUGCUCAUGGAAAUCUGGAGGGGCAGGUUCAGCUAGCCUCCAGGUAACCUAAGGACACAAGAGAGGAUUAUUGCACACUACUUAACAUGAGGCACAUGACUCAGAUGCCUAAAUUAACAGCAAAUCUCUUCAAGGUCCCUCAGUGGUCAGCAGAGAAAAAGAGAUGCCUGAGUCAGAAGCAGACAUAAGACUUAAAUGGCUUCUGGGGAAGAUUAUCUAUUCAACUGUAGAAGCAGCCUGGAAAUGACAGCCUCUUAAUUUAGGUAUCAGAUGCCUUAAUCUAGGUGGUGCAAAUACUCUUCCGCCUCUAGCUUUAUAACAUCAAGGCGCUGCUUCUAUUAGUUGUUAGCUAUUAUCCUAUCAACUAUUAUAAUCUGGCCACUAUCUUGUGACGUUAAUAGCCACAGAUAGACUAAAGAAAAGACUAAAAAUUAUCCUUACAGUAAACUUCCUUGGUUGGAAAUAAUAUUUUUUUCUUUUUUAUGUACUUUUCCACUGCAUUAAAGUGAAAGCACCUUUUUAAUACUAAAGCAUAAACCAGUUCAGUGUGAUACAAAUCCUGUUGUAACUGUGAUAUUUCUACUACUGUGUUUUAUUUAAAAUUCUUUUCUUGUUGGAAUUCUGUUUCUUCCUGGUUUCAUGUUAAUGCAGUGAAAUUAAUAAAAUCUGU
This is a messenger RNA of Grus americana (Whooping crane), 3395 nucleotides long. Its product is annotated as C-C chemokine receptor type 2-like. The transcript has a single exon. Lineage: Eukaryota; Metazoa; Chordata; Aves; Gruiformes; Gruidae. Gene Ontology annotation, biological process: chemotaxis; inflammatory response; positive regulation of monocyte chemotaxis. Gene Ontology annotation, molecular function: C-C chemokine receptor activity. Gene Ontology annotation, cellular component: cytoplasm; membrane. Bases 1 to 1071 code for a protein of 356 amino acids. The record is from RefSeq and is a predicted model, not a curated record.